Molecule: messenger RNA, 1114 nt
Organism: Atta colombica
Lineage: Eukaryota; Metazoa; Arthropoda; Insecta; Hymenoptera; Formicidae
Product: tRNA methyltransferase 10 homolog A
Exons: 5
Coding region: 50-1114 (354 amino acids)
Biological process (GO): tRNA N1-guanine methylation
Cellular component (GO): nucleus; nucleoplasm
Molecular function (GO): tRNA binding
Source: RefSeq, a predicted model, not a curated record
UAGCACGAUUCACGUGGUUCAUGCCGGGAAAAAUUAAUAAUUUUACGAUAUGGAUGACGUAAAUUCUACGGAGGAUAACGCGGUUAUGGUCGCGGAUAAAUUAUCCGAGCCACCGAUGAAUAUGAGCAAGCGUCAAUUGAAAAGAUUGCUGAGAGAGAAGAAGUGGUUGGAACGAAAAAGCGAGAAGAGAUUGCGAGAGAGGAUUAAAGCAAGAGAGAAACGUGCAUUUGCACGUGCAAAUAACUUAAGCCUAGGUCCAUCCAGAAAGUUCUUAAAGAAAAGCACCAUGGCUGAGAGUGCUUGUACGCUCACAGUAACCAUCGACUUGUCAUUCGAUGAAUUAAUGAUCGAUAAGGAUAUCGCUAAGCUAACGAAACAAAUACUAAGGUGCUAUACUUUGAAUAGAAGAGCUAUGGCACCUAUGCAAUUUUCCCUCACUAGUUUUACUGGCAAAUCACGAAUCAGUAUGGAGAAGCACAAUGGAUAUAAGCAUUGGGAUGUGAGUUUUCAUACGGAGUCGUACAUAAACGUUUAUCCCAAAGAUAAGAUCAUAUAUCUCACGAGCGAAUCAAAUAACGUGAUAGAUCAUCUAGAACAUGAUUGCGUGUACGUUAUAGGUGGUCUCGUUGAUCACAAUGCACAUAAGGGCAUGUGUCAUAAAUUAGCGAGAGAGGCGGACGUCAGACACGGUCGAUUGCCAUUAGAUAAAUUCCUACAGAUGAAAGCAAGAAAAGUGUUGACUAUUGAUCACGUUUUUGAAAUACUAUUGAGAGUCUCGGAGGGUGAUACCUGGCAAAAAGCAUUUUUAAAGGUGUUACCGGAGAGGAAGAAUGCUCGUCCGAUCAUUUCUGUGCAAUCCAAAGGAGACGAAUCACAAGAUUCGAAACUUGUUGAUGUAAAUAAUGCCGUCUUGGCUGAUAUAGGUAAUACAGUACCAGUUGAUUCAAAAGCUGUCGAUGUAAAUAACACAAUGCCGGUUGAUGUAAAUAAUGCAGUGUCGAUUACUGUAAAUAAUACAUUGACGGUUAUAAAAGAUAUUAAAGAGAGAGAUAUCAAAUCUGAGUGCAAAGUAGAUUCGAAAGAUAUCUUAAAUGAAAGUUCCUGCAUAACGUAG